CCGAAGCGUCAAAUUGCCCCAAAGCCAAAGUGUAAUCAAAGAAGGCAUUCGGGUAGAGAAAUUUCCAAAAAAUUCACACCUGAAUCCACAGCCAAAACCAACCAAGAAAUUCAAGAAGAAACAAGAAGAUCUCUAUAGCAAUCAUGGUGCGCAUCAAGAUGGCGCUACCCCAAAGAUGGACUGGAAAGGCAAGAGUGAAAAAGAAGAAGUUCCACAAACCCUCCUGGACAAAACUAUUCUUAAGGGGUGAAUCUUCAUCUACCACUGCGACAACUGGAAAAUCCUUAGCACACUCACUUCUCUCAGAUGAUGAUGGACUGCAUCUUCCAAUUUUGCAACCAUCUGAAGUGUUGCGAUUGGAAUACACUCCAAUCAAUACAGAAGAAUCCACAAAAAACCCUAACUCAAAGGGGGGAAUCUGUGAAGAGGAAGUUCUAGGAGAGAUUCUUGAAGAAGAAGAACCGAUUGUUGCAUGCUCAGCAGUCCCCUUUCAAGAUUCUACAUCCAACACAAAGGAAGGAGACACAAAAAGGAGAAACAACACUGGACCUACCCGUUGGCCUCUGAGACGGACCAGAUCUCUUCAACACACAGAGAAUUCACAAAAGGAGAAAACAGAAGUUAAAGAGUUAGAGAAAAAGGAAAAGACGAUGAAGCCUCAAUUUGAGCCCAAGAAGAGAAAAGAAAGUGAGGUUUGUCCUUCACAAAAACCUCCAGUAAAGAAAACAAAAUCCACACCAGAUGCUCCAUCUUCAUCCAGACGGGAGACCAGAAGUUCAAAGAAUUCACCAUCAAGCAGCACUCCAGGGAAGCAAUCUGUUAAACUCUUUCCCUCUAGUAUUGCAAAAUCCCUUUUUCUUGAUGUUGUGAAAAAAUCAAUUAUCCCUCAAAGGAAUCUUGAUGUGUCUGACUUUAGCAAGAAAACAAACCUUCUGCCCACACUGAAAUCAAACAAAUUGCUAAAAUCUGUCACUCUCCCUGGUUCAUAUGUGAAGAAAGUUAUUCAAGAAUUCUAUUGCAAUUUAACUGAGUCAUGUGUUACUGAAGAUGAUCCCUCAUACCAGAAAGUCUUUGUUCGUGGAAAGUUCUAUGAUUUUUCUCCCUCAGUCAUAAACUCUUUUCUUGGUACUGACCAAAAUCCAGUAAUCACUCCUAUUGAUGAGGAAACUGUGUGGAGUGAUCUCACCAAUGGACUUAAGGACUACCAACAUGGAAAGUCCAAAGUACAUUCUUCAGUGCUGAAAAGUUCAUAUGCUCUCCUUCUAAGAAUUGCUGCAUUCCACUGGAUGCCCACUACUCACACCAACACUGUUCCAUUGUGCAUAGCUAACCUAAUCUACAGAAUCAAAAACAAAGUUCCUUUUGAUCUUAGUAGGGUUGUAUUUGAUCAGGUGAUGGCGUUUGCAGCAGAAAAAUACAAGAAGAACAAGAAUGGUCUUCCAUACCCACUGUUGAUCUAUAACAUACUGAAGGAUCAAGGCUUUGAGAAGAAAGAAGAUGAAGAAGAAGAGAUCAUUCCUCCUCUGCUGCAAGUGGAUGCGAGACAUCUUGAAGGAAGCCACUACAAUGACAUGGCUGCCGCUGGAACAUCCUCAGCAGAAACACCAAAUCCAGCCUCAAUAGAUUAUCAGCUCAGCUUCCUUGAAAAAGAGAUCAAAUCCCUUCAAAUGGAUGCGGAUUAUCAUCAUGAAAUUGCCCAAAGAUCAACUGAAAGGAUGAAUGUGCUUAUCCAGAUUGCAAAUAACCUGAGGCAAACGAAGAGUGCACAGAGUAAGGGGGAGAGACUGGCUAAGCAAAAGGCAGUUGCGGCACACUCAAGCACAGAUGAAGAUGAUCCAGAAGACAGUGCAGAAGAGAUAUCAUCAUCAGAAUCAGCAGGGGCCUCCCAAAAAUCAUCAGGAGGUGACAGUUCAGAGGAGUAAACACUGCCUUAUUGAUCAAACUGUUGCUCUAAAACAUUUUUUGUGUGUGGAAGGGUUGUUCUGCCCUAUUGUUUUAUGAUGCUGAAGACAUUGCAUGGUUUUUGUUGAACUUAUCUGUGCCCUGUGGAGAGAUGGUUUUAUUCUCUAUGUUCACUAUGAAGUUCUGGUUGUAACCUC
Cuscuta campestris is the source of this 2099-nucleotide messenger RNA. NCBI's taxonomy places the organism in Eukaryota, Viridiplantae, Streptophyta, Magnoliopsida, Solanales, Convolvulaceae. The record is from the annotation of a GenBank genome assembly.